Molecule: messenger RNA, 720 nt
Organism: Symbiodinium sp. CCMP2592
Lineage: Eukaryota; Dinophyceae; Suessiales; Symbiodiniaceae
Source: the annotation of a GenBank genome assembly
AUGGCAUUCCUGCCGAGACGCCGAUUGAUCCGGGCUGGACGGCCGAUUGGCCUGACUUUGCUGGUGGCCGCCGCCGCGUGCUGGCAGACUGCCUGGCUGCUUCCACAGACUGUGGGACAGGCGCCAGGCGCCUCGCGGCGCUCGGCACUCCUUGGGGCUGCAGCUGCUGCUUUGGCGGCGCCCUCCUCCGUCCGUGCCUUCGGGGACGUGAAGAUGCCCAUGUCCAACGUGCGAUGGAAGGAGGUGCAGUGCAACCCGGACAAAGGCGAGAUGCUCAAGGGCACCAGGGCGACCUAUGGCCUAGAGCCGCGGUGCGUGGAGGUGACAGCGUCAGUGACAAAUCCAGAAGACAAGGUGCUCAAAAAGGCCGGUGUUUUCGGGAAGGUGAACAACAUCGAGGAGCAGACCUCUGUCCUAGCGAAUGCCAUGGAUGGUGCGUCCGACAAUGGCCAGUUCACUCUCAUCGAAGAGAUCCCUCCUGGCACUAGUGAUGUAGUCUUUCGGUUCGUCGCAGCCUUGCCAAAGAAGUACAACAACGGGCCCCUCCCCAACCUGGAGUUUUUCCAGCUUAAGGCGAGCUGGUAUCCGGGUGCUGUUCGAUGGCAGCCCCUCAGCGAGUGCGACUUGAACCCCACUGCCGACGGCUGUGAGGAGGCAGAGCGCUUUUGCAAGAACUGCCAGAACAACCUGAGUGCGGAUGGAAAGCCCAUCUACUCAUAA